GUUCCACUCUCCUGUCCCUCGCCGUCUACAUUUUUUUCUUCCGACAGCUCCAAUGGCGGCCGCUGCCAUCUCCUCCACGAUCUCCAUCUCCUCCACUAAACCCUCUCAUUCCUCCUCCAAAUCUCCCUUACCCAUUUCCAGAUUUGCCCUUCCCUUUCCCCUAAAUUACCAUAAACCCACCUCCUGCCGGGGUUGCCCUUCCCGCUCCAUCUCCUGUUCCUCCACUAAUGUCUCCGCCGCAGCGCCAACUUCUCCGGAAAAACCCGCCGUGACCCGCGAUUUCGCCUCUCGAUUCCGCCCCGAUGAGCCACGCAAGGGAGCGGACAUCCUCGUCGAGGCCCUCGAACGGCAAGGCGUUGAAACCGUCUUCGCCUACCCAGGAGGCGCGUCGAUGGAGAUCCAUCAGGCGCUCACUCGCUCCGCCACCAUCCGAAACGUCCUCCCGCGUCACGAGCAGGGCGGCGUCUUCGCCGCCGAGGGCUACGCUCGCUCCUCCGGGAGACCGGGCGUCUGCAUCGCCACCUCCGGCCCGGGAGCCACCAACCUCGUCAGCGGCCUCGCCGACGCUUCGCUCGACAGUGUCCCUCUCGUCGCCAUCACGGGUCAAGUCCCUCGCCGCAUGAUCGGUACGGAUGCGUUCCAGGAGACGCCGAUCGUAGAGGUAACGCGUUCGAUCACGAAACAUAACUAUCUUGUCAUGGACGUAGAUGAUAUCCCUAGGAUUAUUGAGGAAGCCUUCUUCUUAGCUACGACGGGUCGACCCGGACCCGUUUUGGUUGACAUUCCCAAAGAUAUUCAGCAACAGCUUGCGAUUCCCAAUUGGGAACAGCCCAUGAGAUUGCCCGGUUACUUGUCUAGAAUGCCCAAACCACCAGAAGAAGCUCACUUGGAGCAAAUCGUUAGAUUGAUUUCGGAAUCUAAGAAACCGGUGUUGUACGUUGGUGGUGGAUGUCUGAACUCGAGCAAUGAAUUGAAUAGAUUCGUCGAACUUACUGGAAUCCCGGUUGCAAGUACCUUGAUGGGACUUGGAUCUUACCCAUGUAACUGCGAUUUAUCCCUGCAAAUGCUCGGAAUGCAUGGGACUGUGUAUGCGAAUUACGCUGUGGAUAAAAGCGAUCUUUUGCUCGCUUUUGGGGUUAGGUUUGAUGAUCGUGUGACGGGUAAGCUCGAGACAUUUGCGAGUCGAGCUAAGAUAGUUCACAUCGAUAUUGACUCGGCUGAGAUCGGGAAGAACAAGACACCUCAUGUCUCGGUGUGUGGGGAUGUGAAGUUGGCAUUGGAAGGGAUGAACAAGAUACUCGAGAACCGAGCAGAUGAGCUCAAGAUUGAUUUUGCCCUUUGGCGGGAUGAGUUGAAAGAGCAAAAGCAGAAAUUCCCGCUGAGCUUCAAGACAUUCGGAGAGGCAAUUCCUCCUCAGUACGCGAUCCAAGUCCUCGAUGAGCUAACCGAUGGAAACGCCAUUAUAAGCACAGGAGUCGGGCAACACCAGAUGUGGGCAGCACAGUUCUACAAGUACAGGAAGCCUCGUCAAUGGCUGACAUCAGGAGGACUCGGAGCCAUGGGGUUUGGACUUCCUGCCGCCAUUGGAGCUGCAGUUGCAAACCCAGACGCCAUUGUUGUGGAUAUAGAUGGAGAUGGAAGCUUCAUGAUGAAUGUGCAGGAGUUGGCCACGAUCCGAGUAGAGAAUCUGCCAGUGAAGGUUCUUUUACUGAACAAUCAGCAUCUGGGUAUGGUUGUUCAGUGGGAAGACAGGUUCUAUAAGGCCAACAGAGCUCACACCUAUCUAGGGAACCCGGCAAAGGAGAAUGAGAUAUUUCCAGACAUGUUGAAGUUUGCAGAAGCAUGUGACAUUCCGGGAGAGAGGGUUUACAAGAAAGAAAACCUCCGAGGGGCGAUACAGAAGAUGCUGGAAACUCCGGGACCGUACUUGCUGGACGUGAUCGUUCCGCAUCAAGAGCACGUCCUCCCGAUGAUCCCGAGCGGUGGCGCUUUCAAGGAUGUCAUUACAGAAGGAGAUGGCCGGACAAAAUACUGAAGGGACCGAUCCCUUCUAUGCAUUAAGGUAACUUAAAUGGGUAUGUUUUUUCUUUCGUAGUGCUUGUGUUGAACUUGCGCGGUUUGGUAAUUGCUGUUAGUUUCUUUUCCUUAUAAACCGGUUUGGUUUUAGUAGUAAAAUUAAGACUUGGUUCGGUUUGUAUCAUCCAAUGGAUGGACAAAAUAAAUAAAAAGAUAUGGCAUCGAUUACCAAAUAUAGGUAAAACCUAAGUAGAAGAUUUGCAUGUACUGAAAUUUACGGAAAGAAAACCAGCAAACCAAACCGGUUAAAGUUUUGGUUUUCUUUCGGUUAAGAAAAUAAAUUUCGGUACAUGCAAGUCUCUACUCAAGUUUUAGCUAUAUUUCAUGGGCCUCUUGUGUAUAAAGUAUAAACUUGAGUUCAGUGUAUAUGUGUAUGUAUGUAUGUAUUUGAAGUCAUGGGCCAUGGAUGUCCAAUUCGAGAUAAUUAAUUCGUCGGUCGACUU
Tarenaya hassleriana is the source of this 2519-nucleotide messenger RNA. RefSeq names its product acetolactate synthase 3, chloroplastic. The record is from RefSeq and is a predicted model, not a curated record. Gene Ontology annotation, molecular function: thiamine pyrophosphate binding; acetolactate synthase activity; flavin adenine dinucleotide binding. The transcript has a single exon. Gene Ontology annotation, cellular component: acetolactate synthase complex. Gene Ontology annotation, biological process: L-valine biosynthetic process. Bases 53 to 2035 code for a protein of 660 amino acids. Lineage: Eukaryota; Viridiplantae; Streptophyta; Magnoliopsida; Brassicales; Cleomaceae.